Molecule: messenger RNA, 2975 nt
Organism: Alosa sapidissima (American shad)
Lineage: Eukaryota; Metazoa; Chordata; Actinopteri; Clupeiformes; Clupeidae
Product: tripartite motif-containing protein 16-like
Exons: 6
Coding region: 241-1326 (361 amino acids)
Molecular function (GO): protein binding
Source: RefSeq, a predicted model, not a curated record
GUUAAACAGAUAUGGAGUAUCCUGACAGCAUGCACCCCCACUCUCAUCUCUCUAAAUUGUUUAAUUUUAGAUUUGUGUUGCAUGGAAUUUGCAGUGUUCGGGAUAAGUAGGCUACGACUUUUGUGGUUUUAUUAGUCCAUGAAGGAAGUUGCGCCACGAACUGGCGGAAAACGAAAGUGAAACUAGCGUAAGUAGGCUACCUGUUACAACAAAACAUUCGCAAAAUCUGUCCUAUGAGGAAUGAUUGAUGCGAUGUCAGGUAACCAGGACUUUUUCACGUCUCCGAUGGUGGACGAACUCAGAGACCAUGAUGCAAUUCCAUCUACAGCAGAGAGAAAGACACGCUUCAGGGAGACCCACAGUAAAAUUCAGCAGAGAAUCCAGAUGAAAGAGAAGAAGCUGCAGGCAUUGAGGAAAGCUGUGGAGACACUCAAGAGCUCUGCUCAGACAGCAGUGGUGGACAGUGAGAGGAUCUUCAUUGAAAUGAUCUACUUCAUUGAGAGAAGGCGCUCUGAGGUGAAAGAGUUGAUCAGAGCUCAGGAGAAGGCUGAGGUGAGUCGGGCUGAAAGCCUCCUGAAGCAACUGGAGCAGGAGAUUGCUGAGCUGAAGAGGAGAGAUUCUGAGAUGGAGCAGCUUUUACAUGCAAAGGAUAACAUCCAAUUCCUCAAGAGCCUUACAGAGAAAUCUGUCUCCACACUAAAAGAACAGCUGGAAGACUUCUGCAAGCAGGAAGUCAUGAAGAUAUCUGCAGUGUCUGAUGUCCAGGCUGUCUUGCCUGAACCAGUGACCAGAGAGGAGUUCUUACUGUAUUUCACUCCCUUCACACUGGAUCCAAACACAGCACACAGAGAACUCCAUCUGUCUGAGGGGAACAGGAGCGUGGAAUGGAGAGCUAAGGUCCAGUCAUAUUCAGAUCAUCCAGAGAGAUUUGAUUGGCCUCAGGUACUGUGUAGAGAGGGAGUGUCUGGACGCUGCUACUGGGAGGUUGAGUGGAGUGGGGAAAAUGCGGUUGAUAUAGCAGUCUCUUAUAAAAGUAUCAGCAGGAAAGGAGGGUGUGAGUGUGUGUUUGGAGGUAAUGACCAAUCCUGGAGUCUGAUGCUUGUCAGCUCUAACUCCUCUUUCAGACACAACGAUGAAGAGACUAAACUCCCUCUAGUCUGCAGUUCGAAAAAGAUAGGAGUGUACGUGGAUCACAGGGCAGGCACUCUGGCCUUCUACAGCAUCUCUGAUACAAUGACCCUCCUGCACAGAGUUCAGACUACAUUCACUCACACACUCUACCCUGGGUUUUUGGUUGGCUUUAGGUCAUCGGUUAAGUUGUUGUGACAGAGAUAUACAGUAUAGACACUUCUUCCAGAGCACAUCCUUCCUGUCUAUUCUGGGUUUUGGUUUUGGCGAUAAAGGCACUAUGUCGAGUUCCAUAGGCUUUUAGUUGUCUUGAAAGCAGCCACAUGUAAAUCUUUUGUUAACCCAUAUUGUAUGCAAUACAGCGGCUACAUGCUAACUUCAGUGUAUAUCUGGGCAACACAGCGCAAAGGGUUUUUGUUUAUGCCAAAACAGUUGUUUCUUCCCAUUCUGAUGCUAUUUCUAGUUUUCUUUUGUAUGAUUUAUACAAACGCUAAAUAGCACCUCAUCUGUGAAGCUAUUGUGACUCAAAAAUAACUAAGACUAUUCACCCAACUUCUCUUAUAUAGUUUCUCUAGUUAAGUUUGCUUUGCUAUUAGAUAUUUAUAAUUAAGUUUGGUUUGCUAUUAGAUAAGUUUGCUUUGCUAUUAAACUGUUAUGACACUCAGGUAGGACCACAUGUUGGAAAAUGUCCUGCAAUGUGUUGGUGAUCUGGAAAUAGAAGGUAUCAUCUGCUAAAUCUCCAAGCCACUUUAGUUUACAUGUCCUUUGUAUCUUAUAUACUUUAUACUUCUUUGCACUUCAGACUUGACUUGACUAUUUAAAUGAUACUUUAAUGUUCCUAUUUAUAUUACCUAAAUAAGUUGAGCUGGUUCUGAGUCUAAAGAAUUUCACUACUGGAAAUUAUGUUGCAUCUUGAUCAAGUGUAGGAAAGUACUGAAGACAAACUCAGAAUUUAUUUAGAAUGACCAAAAUGCAAAUAAAGACAGAGGUGUAAUUUGUUAGAUUACCCUAAUUACAAAAUGAUAUAUAGCCAAGGCAUUUCAUGUUUUACCUAAUCGGUUUUCUUGUUUUUGAAGAUAUAUGUUCAUUUUGAAAUUGAUGCCUGCAACACGUUCCAAAAUUUACCACAGACAAUUGUGGAUUAAUGUGACAUCACAUUGAGCUCGGCAGUGAAAACAACUAAUAGUGAAAAGAGAAUUUGGGAUUGACGGGUACAUGUGCUUUAGUGGAUUAUUUCCAUUUAAUUUUUAUUUAUUUCCAUUUGGAUUUAUUAUACCAAUCCACCACAUUCCACAGGAAAAUAUGGUACUAUUUACUCUUAUUUUACAGCAUUAGUUACUAAAAUAAAACACAUUUAUAGCCAGAGGUUUCCAACCAUUUGGGCUUCUGAUGUCUCACAAACACAUGUAAUGUACACAUUUAAUGUCCAGGAGAGUUGGUAAAAGCCUCCACCGAACUGGGAUGUGUCCCUCUAAACUUCACAUAUGAUUUUAUUUCAGGGGAUCCAGCAGCAGAGCUUUGUUUUUUAAAUGCCUUCUUCCAUAUCAUUUCAUGACCCCUCAGAUUUUUUUGUUGUCCCUGCAUAUAAAACUUUUUUAUUUUUUAUAAAACUUUUUUUCUACAACUGUAAAACUUUUUUUCUACAACUGUAAAAUAUUGCUUACAUGCUGAUCUUUCAAUACUGGUGAUCCAAUGAGGUCAUUUGAUACACAGAGGGAUCACACUUUUACUUAAAUACAUUCCCAUGCCAUGUUUUACUGUACUUUUCAUACAAGAUGUGUACUUGUAAUACAGUAUUUUUGCAUUGCUGUAUCUGUAUUCUUACUUAAGUAAAGGAUCUGAAUUCA